Molecule: messenger RNA, 1150 nt
Organism: Naegleria gruberi
Lineage: Eukaryota; Heterolobosea; Eutetramitea; Acrasida; Naegleriidae
Exons: 1
Coding region: 41-1102 (353 amino acids)
Biological process (GO): regulation of exocytosis; protein secretion
Molecular function (GO): GTPase activity; GTP binding
Source: RefSeq, a predicted model, not a curated record
AAUAAAGAAAAACAACAGUGGAAGAGUUUCAUCAAAAAAGAUGGAAAGUUUAAAUGAUGAAUGGAUUGAAAUCGUGUCCUUUCUAGAACCUAUUGAUGUUUUGGCUAGUUUGAAUGGAAUAUCCCGAACAGUUCAAGAAUUAAUUGAUGGAUUCUAUAUAUCAUCACAACAAUUAAAUAAUUUCAAUAAUCAUGAUGAUCGGAAUUUUAAAUUAGAAAAUUUAAAAGUUUAUUAUUAUUAUGAUGAUGGAGAGAGUGAUAAUAAUAAUAAUAGAAUUUCUGAGAGAGUAGAUACAAACUCUUCCUGUCGUUGUGUGAAUACUCAUGAAGGAAGAAUACAUAUUAGGCGAAAUAGAUUAACUAUUAUUCGAUACUAUUUGCUUGGCUUUUCUGAUAAAUUGGAAAAGAAAAUAGUUGCCAAUGAGCUGAAAUUAUUCAAUUUCUAUAAGAAUCAAUUGGGAUCUACCAAGAUUGAAGAUGAGAAAAAUGAAAGGAAAGACAAAAGAUAUAUCAAGUAUGCCAUUAUUGGAAAUAAGAAAGUGGGUAAAUCAAGAUUUUUCAGAAGUUUCGCCAGUGGAUGUUAUUCACCUCAUUUACUUCCUAAUAUUGGAGCAGAUUUCAUUGUUAGAGAUUGUGACUUUUUAAAUUUUAAAUUGAAACAUCAAGUGUGGCAUGGAUCAAUUCUCAAUUAUGCCAAAACUACUGGAAUUGUAGCAAGAUCCUUUCUGCACUCUGCGUCUAUAUUGGUAUUCAGCUUUUCUAUUGACAAUAGAUGCUCGUUUACAGAUAUUUCGAAAUAUUGGAUUCCUUUGUGGAAACAAUUUGCUCCAAAUACAGUUGCAAUUUUACUUGGAUUCUACCCAAGAGAAGAGAAAUUCACAAGACAAGUUACUCAACAGGAGGCUUGUGAACUAGCCAUAAAUGAAUUCAACUCAAUUUAUGUAGAGGUCAACGCAGCCCAAAUGCAGAACAUUAAUCUACCCUCAAGGUUUAUUCAUUUGGAAUGCUUAUUCUCAAAUUCAUGGAAAAUACUAGAGGAAAGAAAAGAAAGCUCUCCAAAAUCCAAACCAGAAACUGAUAAUUCUUGGUGUUCAUUACAAUAAUAACCUAUUGUAAACUCGCUAUAUUUUUUUGUAAAGUAUUUCAAUAGU